UGGUGUGUGUUUCGACUGACGAUCGGCUUGUCAAGAGGUUGCGAGGUCGAGAGUCUUUGGUACACGGGGUGCUGGUGGCGGACGCUGUCGUCAUAUCGCGCGUGCUCAACUUCGUCAACAAGCUAUCGGACAUCAGCGAUCACAAAGGAAUCCAUACCGAUAUACCGACCCUUGUGCUUGAUCAAUCGGACUUCCAGCUCGUUGCAUACAACCGGUCUACAUUCCACUAGUAAAGAUACACGAUAAUAGAAUCAAGAUAUCCUCUUCAUUAUCAGCUCGGAGUCAUGCCGCUUCUGCAAUUUACCCCUCUCCAAUCCCGCCCAUCAGCCUCCUUCUGGUCCUCAUUGACCUCGCUCAAGCUGGACACCUUGAAGCUGGAUGAUACCGAACGAGAUAUCCUAGGGUUCCUGGAUGAAGGGAUGUUGGUGAAGGACAGAGGGGCUGGGACCAGCAAGAAGAAAGAGGACGAGCAAGAAGGACAGGAAGAGGGGGUUUGGGUGGCUGGAAGUUUGGGGGUUGAUGAGAGGAGCUUGGGAAGUGGGAGCGGCUCGGCAUCGAACGAUGUGGCGAUGAAGGGAACAUUCCGGAAUUUCAAUACCAUCGAGGACUUUCGCAAGGUCGAUCACAAGAAACAGUUGUUUGACGAGACUGUCGACCGGCUCCUGGCCUCAUUCGAGAACGGACCAGCGACGUUCAACCCGUUUCUCUUGGUUACCUAUGCGGACCUCAAGAAAUACGUGUACAACUACUGGUUCGCAUUCCCGGCUCUGGUGGAGAAGCCCGGAUGGGAAGUCGAUGAUCGGGGAAUGCAACCUUGGAACGGGGACGCGGCGGAACUUAGACGACUCAAGCGGGAGGUCCAGAUCGAGGGGGAGGCUUUCCUUCACAAAGUGGUCAACGGUAACAGCGUUGUGGGUCCGGUCAAGGAGUGGAAGACGUUCUUCCAGGAUGUGCUAGAGGAAGACAGAACGCUGGUAAUUCACGAUCCAACAUCGAUGCCCUCCUUGCCGGGCUGGCCUCUCCGAAACAUCCUCUACUACCUCGCUCAUUACCAAAGUGUUCAGAGGCUACGGGUCAUCUGUCUACGAGGCGGCUCGGGCGGUUCGACCGUCCUCGACAAGGUCUACCUCUCGUCCCCGCCUGCAAGCAGCUCGACAAGCGCCCGUCCAUCAGCGGUAGGCUGGGAGAAGAAUGUCAAAGGAGCGCUGGCCAGCCGAACGGUCGAUCUGGGAUCUACGAUGGAUCCCACCCGUCUAGCAGAUCAGGCCGUAGACCUGAACCUGAAGUUGAUGAAAUGGAGAGUUAUGCCCGACCUUGCACUGGACGAAAUCGCGGCGACCAAGUGCCUUCUUCUCGGAGCAGGGACUCUGGGAUGCUACGUGGCCCGUACCUUGAUGGGUUGGGGAGUCCGACACAUCACCUUUGUCGACUCGGCUAAAGUAUCCUUUUCGAAUCCUGUCCGUCAACCUCUUUUCGAAUUCGAAGAUUGCCUAGGAGGAGGGAAACCCAAAGCGCAAUGCGCGGCCGAUAGCCUGAAACGGAUUUUCCCAGGUGUAAAUUCGCGUGGCGUCGAUCUAAUGAUUCCGAUGCCAGGUCAUCCAGUCGCUCCCGCAUCUGAGGCAUCUGUAAGACGAUCCGUGGAGACUCUCGAAAAUCUGAUGGAUGAGCACGAUGUCGUCUACCUGUUGAUGGACUCGCGGGAGAGCCGGUGGUUGCCGACGGUCCUGGGAAACGUCAAGGGGAAGAUCGUCAUCAACGCGGCUUUGGGUUUUGACUCGUAUCUCGUCAUGAGGCAUGGACCAUCGCCUGGGACAAGCAAGCCGGAACAAAAGCGAUUGGGAUGUUACUACUGCAACGACAUCGUGGCCCCCAUGGAUUCUUUGACGGAUCGAACGCUAGACCAGAUGUGCACGGUCAGCCGACCUGGAGUUGCUCCGAUUGCAUCUGCAACCGCAGUCGAGCUCAUGGUCUCUCUGAUACAACAUUCUCAAGGUAUCCACGCACCGGCGGAUCUCGCGGCCGGUUCUGCUACAACUGCAGAAUCCUCUGGAGCAGAUGGAUCGCCUCUCGGUCUGGUACCUCACCAGUUGCGAGGAUUCCUGGCUCAGUUCCGAACCAUGUUGAUUGAGGGACCAGCUUACGACCGAUGCACCGGUUGCAGCGCUACGGUUGUGGAUGCGUACAAGCAGGACGGUUUCGCCAUGUUGCUUCGAGCUUUCAACGAAGACAAGUUUUUGGAACAGUUGACUGGUCUCGACAAGUUGUAUGAAGAGGGAGAGGCGGCCCUGGAACAGGUCGACUGGGACGAUAGCGAUGCCGAGAGUGGAGCAAGCAUCUAGUCUGAGAUCCCUAUGUGAAAGUGUUUGCGAGCAAGUUGUAUCUUUGUAGAGCCGUAUCACCAACAUACCCCUUGACCUGAUCCCACCACAAUGACCGAAGUCACU
This is a messenger RNA of Filobasidium floriforme, 2444 nucleotides long. RefSeq lists its product as uncharacterized. Gene Ontology annotation, molecular function: Atg12 activating enzyme activity; Atg8 activating enzyme activity. The record is from RefSeq and is a predicted model, not a curated record. Gene Ontology annotation, biological process: autophagy of mitochondrion; protein modification by small protein conjugation; C-terminal protein lipidation. The transcript is spliced from 11 exons. The coding region runs from base 285 to 2339 and encodes 684 amino acids. Lineage: Eukaryota; Fungi; Basidiomycota; Tremellomycetes; Filobasidiales; Filobasidiaceae. Gene Ontology annotation, cellular component: phagophore assembly site; cytoplasm.